AUGGAGAACGGCAUCUUCGGACUGCCGACUUCAGAACGACGACAUAAGAGCUUUGAAGACGAGAAGACUGGUUUCUCGUACAGCGACGGGAUGAUGACAGGGUUGUGUGAUGCUGCAAGGCUUGGUAAAAGAAUCAUUCUUCCCAAUACUUUUAUCGGUGGACCUAGAUAUGCAGGAUAUCCUAGCUAUUUUAUCACUAUGACCUAUAACCCUGAAUGGGAUGAGAUAAAAAAAGAAGUGACUCCCAUUAGAUUGAAGGCAAAAGACCGCCCUGAUAUAUUGUGUCGAGUUUUUAAAAUCAAGCUUGAUGAUGACAUAGACAAACAUAUAACAUCUGAGAUUCCUGAUGAAAAUGAAAAUCCAAAUCUAUAUGGAGCUAUUCAAAAUUACAUGGUACAUGGUCCAUGUGGUCCGUAUAACAAAAAUUCACCUUGCAUGAAGAAUGAAUCAUGUUCAAAGUUUUAUCACAAAGAGUUUAGGCAGCAAACACUCAUUGAUGAACCCACGCUGGACAUCGUUGAACAGGGCAACAACCAUCUGAUGGCUAUCAUUCCUGGAGAGGAAAAAUUAUAUCUUAGUUCGGAUUCAAUUUGUAUGGAUGAAGGGAAUAUGGAGAGUCAACUAGAUCUCAAUGGUCUUGAAUUACUGAAUAGCAUAAAUUGCUCUGGUUUGCCUCCACAUAAAUUAAUAUUCCAAGUUGGUGUUCCGGUGAUAUUAUUGUGGAAUAUUGACCAGUCCAGUGAACUUUAUAAUGGUACAAAACUACAACUUAGGAAGCUUAAAAAUUAUGUCAUAGAAUAUGAAGUCUUAACGGGUAACAACAAUAGUCAUAUUGCUUUGAUUCCAAUAAUGAAUAUGGUAUCAACAAAUAAAAUCAUCCCAGUUAGAUUUCAACGAAGACAGUUUCCUAUAAUAGUAUCAUUUGCCAUGACAAUUAAUAAGUCUCAGGGACAAACUUUAUCUCAUGUUGGAUUAUACUUGCCGAAACCAGUUUUUACACAUGGCCAACUAUAUGUGGCACUUUCAAUGCAAGAGUUAAGAUCAAGAGAGAUUUAA
Messenger RNA from Arachis ipaensis, 1056 nucleotides. The record is from RefSeq and is a predicted model, not a curated record. NCBI's taxonomy places the organism in Eukaryota, Viridiplantae, Streptophyta, Magnoliopsida, Fabales, Fabaceae.